CGGUGUGCUGGAAAAGAAGUCAGUGGGAACUCCUCUGGUCGUUUUUUUGUGCCAUCAUAUUUUUGUCUCUUAUCUGUGCAUAACGGACAAAUUUUUAGUUCUCCGUCCAGGAAGAUAUAUUCAAUGUCAGCAGUUAGGUGAAUGAAGUGAUUCCUGGAAGCUUGUACUAUCUCUACAUCGCUGAGUGAUCAGAAUUUCCAUCUGAUGAGCAUCAUGAAUAACUCAAGCCACACCCCAUCCUGCUACAACAACACCACCACUUCAUAUAAAUAUAAUCCUGACAGCAAAAACGUUAGCUACUCAGCCACCGCCACCACUUUCGGCCUCAUCUCUAAUCUAAUUGCCUUUAUUGUCCUCAUCAAAUCCUUUAGACAGACAAACAAUAAUUCUCCCUCUUUCUUCCUCAUCUUCCUGGGUGGUCUUGUAGUCACUGACUUCAUGGGUCUGCUGGUCUCUGGCUCCUUCGUGAUUUCAUUUCAUGCUACACGUAUUGACUGGACAGAGUUAGACCCUACAUGCCACUUUUGCAACUUCAUGGGUAUGUCCCUGGUCUUCUAUGGAUUGUCGCCUCUGCUACUUGGUGCCACCAUGGCCACCCAGCGCUAUAUUGGCAUCAACCAUCCAUUUGCAAGUUCCUCCAGAAUGACCAAGAGAGGGACUAUUUCCAUGGUGCUGAUGGUGUGGUUCAUCGCUGGAAGCAUAUCGUUGCUGCCACAAGCAGGCUUUGGUAGUUACCACAUUCAGACUCCUGGCUCCUGGUGUUUCCUCAACAUGACCCCCAAAACAAGUGACUGGAGUUUUGCUCUGCUUUUCUCCCUGGUUGGACUGAUCAGCAUUGCAACGUCAAUUUUGCUGAACACUGUGAGUGUGGUGACCCUGCUCAAGGUUUACUGUGGAGCACAGAGGAGACAGCGUAGCAGAGACCACGAAGCGGAAAUGAUGCUGCAGCUUAUACUGAUCAUGACCAUUUCCACGGUUUGCUGGUGCCCCUUGCUGGUCUUCAUUGCCCAGACAGCUGUUGCCAGGACCCAUUUUAAUGUGAAAUAUCUGCUUCUCUGGAUACGUUUUGCAACCUGGAACCAAAUCCUAGAUCCGUGGGUAUACAUCUUGUUUCGCCGGUCAGUUUUGAGGAGAGUGAACCCUAAUGCUGAUUGGUCCCGGACCUCCAUCAUUUCUUUGUCUUCAUCUAUACGUGACAACGUCCAUCGAUUCGCGCGGACUUCACUGGGAAGCAACCUGCGCGCGGAUGUCCCAGAGGAUCCUGAAAAAUCAAAUGUGAUGCCCCCCUCUCCAACAACACCAUCCUCACCUUCUCCAUGUUUGAUUGGAUCUGAGUCAUAAUUACAGCAGAGUCUGCUCUGCUGUUGUUUUUCAUGAUGAAUGUGAUGAAAUGAACUUGCAUGGUUGCACAAACAAUGUGAAGCAACUAUCUCCUUGUGGCUCUGUGUGUAUUUCAGAUGUCUGAUAUCAUUUUUCUUUUACUGUAUGAGCUUAAUACAAAGACUAAGAAGCAUUUACUUGUGUACAAAUAUAUAACUUAUAUUCAAAAAAUAUACUUCAACUGGCAUCAUAUGUAAAGCUAAGAAUGAGAUGUGUAAGCUGGCAUUUUUUAGUUUUUCCUUGUGGAUUUGGUAUAUUUUAUAAGCAGCUAAUACGUUAUGUAAAUAUGUUGUAAUAUUAUGCGUAAAAAGAAUUGUAUGCAGUUUGAGAAUUACAUGUUUCAAUAUCAAAACAUAAGAGUGGUCAUUAAGGAAGCUUUUCUGAUCUUUACAGAUCAACAAAAGCAACUUCCUUAAUAUUUUCUCCUGUUUCUUAUCUAUCCGCCCAUCCAUCCAUCCACAUCUGCUGAUUGCAGGGUCAUAGAGGAGAUGAUGGUGGUUGGACUGCUGCCUAUCUCCAGCAGUCAUUUGGCGAGAGGUGAGGUACUGUACAUGUAUUUUAGUAUGAAGAAAAAAAUAACAGAUAUAGGACCCAAAGCACAGACCACCAUACGCUGAAUAUGUUUAUAAAAAUGAGCUAAUGUGAUCGACAGUAUUACCAUCUGCUUUGUGACAUUUUUUUGUGACUUUAGUGAAAGUGAAAAAAGAAACAUUUCAAUUUCUUGUCUUCUUCAGUGAUAAUGUAAGAUUUAACAAUGUGAUAGUAAUGUGCUUUUUAUUCAUUACACGAAACAUUAAACGUAUUUAAAAAUGUG
Molecule: messenger RNA, 2194 nt
Organism: Poecilia latipinna (sailfin molly)
Lineage: Eukaryota; Metazoa; Chordata; Actinopteri; Cyprinodontiformes; Poeciliidae
Gene: tbxa2r
Product: thromboxane A2 receptor
Exons: 3
Coding region: 205-1341 (378 amino acids)
Biological process (GO): adenylate cyclase-activating G protein-coupled receptor signaling pathway; positive regulation of vasoconstriction; positive regulation of blood pressure
Cellular component (GO): plasma membrane
Molecular function (GO): thromboxane receptor activity
Source: RefSeq, a predicted model, not a curated record